AUGGCGGCACAGCAGGCGCAGAUGCAGUACCAGCUGCAGCAGCAGCACGCCCAGCAGCAGGGCCUCGCGCCGCAGCAGCAGUACUCGCGCUCGCCCAACGGCUCGCCCACGUCUGCGCCCGCAGCGGCAGCUGCCUAUGCGCCCCGCUCGCCGGGCCCCGGUCGCUCGGCAUCGCCGCAGCCGCCACAGGCCAUGCAGGGCGUGGCGUCUACCUCGCCGAGCGGCUCGCAGCCGACGGGCAGUCCCAGCGCCGCGAGCGAUAAGGGCGCAGACUACGUGUACUUCGAGCGCAGCACGGACGGCAUGAACAAGACGACGCUGGACGCUGCCACGGGCGCGAAGCUGAAGCUCGAGCACUUCUACAAGGUCGCCGUCGAGCAGGCGAUUGAGCGCAGCAACCGGCGUGUGGAGCUGGAGAAGCGCCUGGCGGCACCGCCAGACGGCGCGCCGCUCUCCGAGGAGCGCAAGUCGCGCCAGCUGGCGUCGCUGGGCCGGCGCGAGAGCGGCUUUCUGCGCCUGCGGCGGACGCGCCUGGGCCUCGACGACUUCCGGACAGUGAAGGUCAUCGGCAAGGGCGCGUUCGGCGAGGUGCGGUUGGUGCAGAAGGUGGACACGGGCAAGAUCUAUGCCAUGAAGACGCUGCGCAAGAGCGAGAUGUUCAAGAAGGACCAGCUCGCGCACGUGCGGGCAGAGCGCGACGUGCUGGCGGAGAGCAACAGCCCAUGGGUCGUGCAGCUCUAUUACUCGUUCCAGGACUCGCAGUAUCUCUACCUGCUGAUGGAGUUCCUGCCCGGCGGCGAUCUGAUGACGAUGCUCAUCAAGUACGACACGUUCUCGCACGACGUGACGCGCUUCUACAUGGCCGAGUGUGUGCUGGCGCUCGAGGGCAUCCACAAGCUCGGCUUCAUCCACCGCGACAUCAAGCCGGACAACAUCCUCAUCGACGCCAAGGGCCACAUCAAGCUCUCCGACUUUGGCCUCUCGACGGGCUUCCACAAGCAGCACGAUAGCGCCUACUACCAGCGGUUGUUCGAUGGCAACACGAACCAGCAGCAGCAGAGCGGGCGCAACUCGGUGGCCGUCAACUCGAUUACGCUCACGCUGAGCUCGAAGGAUGCCAUUGCCACGUGGAAGGCCAACCGGCGGAAGCUCGCCUACUCGACCGUCGGCACGCCCGACUACAUUGCGCCCGAAAUCUUCCUGCAGCAGGGCUACGGCAACGAGUGCGACUGGUGGAGCCUGGGCGCCAUCAUGUUCGAGUGUCUCUGCGGCUAUCCGCCGUUCUGCUCGGAGAACGCGCACGACACGUACCGCAAGAUUCUCGCCUGGCGCGAGACGCUGCAGUUCCCCGACGAUAUCCACCUCAGUCCCGAGGCGGAGGACCUCAUCCGGAGACUCAUCUGUGCGCCGGACAACCGCCUGGGCCGCAACGGCGCACAGGAGAUCCGCGAGCACCCGUUCUUCACGGGCGUCGACUGGAACUCGAUCCGCAACAUCGAUGCGCCGUUUGUGCCGCACCUCAAGUCGGUGACGGACACGAGCUACUUCCCGACCGAGGACUACCAGGACGUGCCAGACGUGCCGAGCGGCGCAGACACUGGCGCUGGCGCCACGCGCGACCUCGCCUUCCUGGGCUUUACCUUCCGGCGCUACCUGGACCUCGGCGACGGGCCGCAGCACUAG
This is a messenger RNA of Tilletiopsis washingtonensis, 1683 nucleotides long. RefSeq names its product AGC/NDR/NDR protein kinase. Gene Ontology annotation, molecular function: protein serine/threonine kinase activity; ATP binding. The record is from RefSeq and is a predicted model, not a curated record. Bases 1 to 1683 code for a protein of 560 amino acids. The transcript is spliced from 7 exons. Gene Ontology annotation, biological process: intracellular signal transduction; peptidyl-serine phosphorylation. Lineage: Eukaryota; Fungi; Basidiomycota; Exobasidiomycetes; Entylomatales.